AUGGACAACUCCUUUGUGGAAGAAGUGGCUGCAUCACUGGUGAGAGAAUUUCUCAGUAGAAAGGGUUUGAAGAAAACCAUCACUACCAUGGACCGAGAACUUCCACGUUCUGCACUUAGCAUCAAUAACAGGAAUGAACUUCGAAAUGUCCUACAUCUGCACUCCUUGUACAAACAGAACAAGGCAAAGGAGAACCCACUGAAAACACUUCUUGAAAUUAUUACCAAUUACUUCCUUGAGCACCGUGGGACUUCCAGAAGCAUCAGUUCAAGUUCUGCUCCGUCAGCUCCUCAGAGUAAGAGCUCAACAUCUCAUCCAUCUGACUUCUCGGAUGGAGAUCAUAUCCAGGGGAGUGCCAUUAUGCCCGAUGAAAGUGAAACUCCAGCCACCAGAUAUGAUGUUGAGAAUCCACUAGAUAAAAUCCUCCCAUCCAGAAAAUAUCAGCACAGAAGUGAAAAAUGCCACACGGGGACAAUACAGAACAGCCACUUACCCUCUGAUGGGGAUAAGAAGUUAAAAGAUAGUCGAGAAGAUUUAAAAGCGGCAACAAUUUCUGAGGAGCUGAAAUCCACAGUGAAGGAGAAAUCAAAGCCCAGGUCUGGUCUUAUUGUCAGAGGAAUGAUGGCUGGACCAGUCGCAAGUUCCCCAGAGGAUCUGCAGAAAAGGAGGCUUUCAAAACGAUCCAUUAGCAUAAGCAGUACAGGACAGUUCAAGGGUGAAGAACAGGAAGAAAAUUACCUGAGUGUUCCAAGUGCUGAUUUUCAAGAAAGCAAAGGAUCUUCAGGACAACUAAAUAUGGAGUUUGCAUCAAAGACUAUGCCAAGCUCACACACAAGUUCAGCCUCUGAAAAACUAAGAAGCAUCCCCAAAGAUACAGAUGACUCUUUUGCCAAACUGCUGUCUGAAAAAGAGAGAACCAAGACAGAAGACAGAAAAUCAGUGCCAAGCUUUGGUACAGACAGCAAUGAAAAAAGCCUUAAAGUGAGUGCCCCUCACAGACAUUCAGGAGCUGGAAGAGAGAAGAGAGAAAGAUCCCUCAGGAAAAAUGAGAGUUGUUUGUCAGGCCACAGGAAAUCUCCACCAUCCACUUGCUAUAAAGAAGACCAGACGAAAGAUGUCCUAGAAUUAGUUGAUGUUGAGGGUGAAGAAACAACUGGAGAAAUCAGUAAGAGCAUGGAUCUUUCAACACUGUAUGUGCUUCAAGUGGUACCAAAGGCAAUUGAUAUUUCUCUUGCAAAA
Messenger RNA from Pterocles gutturalis (yellow-throated sandgrouse), 1239 nucleotides. Its product is annotated as protein FAM188B-like. NCBI's taxonomy places the organism in Eukaryota, Metazoa, Chordata, Aves, Pterocliformes, Pteroclidae. The record is from RefSeq and is a predicted model, not a curated record. Gene Ontology annotation, molecular function: K48-linked deubiquitinase activity; cysteine-type deubiquitinase activity. The transcript is spliced from 7 exons. Gene Ontology annotation, biological process: protein K48-linked deubiquitination. The annotation marks the transcript as partial.